Annulohypoxylon truncatum is the source of this 2498-nucleotide messenger RNA. Its product is annotated as amino acid transporter. The coding region runs from base 560 to 2149 and encodes 529 amino acids. NCBI's taxonomy places the organism in Eukaryota, Fungi, Ascomycota, Sordariomycetes, Xylariales, Hypoxylaceae. Gene Ontology annotation, biological process: amino acid transport; transmembrane transport. The record is from RefSeq and is a predicted model, not a curated record. Gene Ontology annotation, molecular function: transmembrane transporter activity. The transcript is spliced from 2 exons. Gene Ontology annotation, cellular component: membrane.
UACAUGUAAAUAGCAGAUAUAGGACCCACCAACUCGGUGAACAAAGAGAAGAUUGAAUACCUAAUGUAAUAGAAUAACAAGAUCAAACCCUGAAGACGUUGAUAAGAAUUAGCUUAUUCCUGACAGGGGCGAGAACGCCUUCCACUCAUUCGAAGUCUCAAUUAUCUUAACUCUUCUCAUCUUUUAUUCUUUCUUCUCCAUUUCUCUUUUUUGCCAUUCCGCUUCCAACUUAAAUAAUGCAUUGUACCCCCUAUCGUACUAGAUCGACAGGUACCUGUAUGUGUUUAUAAACUACCUGUUCAUACAUCGGACGUCUUCGCAUAAAAUCUCUUCUAGGUAUCAUAUAUUUGAUUUACGACCUUAACUUCUUUAAAAUAUAUAUUUACGAUUUCAAGACACCUCAGGUCUAGCAAAUAAGGUAGAAGGAUAAUAAAAAGAAAGAGAAGACGAGGGAAAGGAGCAGAGAGAGGAAUAAGCAAACUUGGACCAAGACUAGAAUCAAGACUGGAUCCUCAAAAGGACGGGGGGAAAGCACAAUAUUCACAGAAAAGCAAAAGCAAUGGGCGAGACCGAAGAACAAGGUCGGCGCCUUAGCAUCGCUCAAGAUGCAGCAGCGCUAGCGCAUCUCGGUCAUAAGCAGGAGCUUAAGAGGAAUUUCUCCAUGAUCUCUAUGCUUGGGCUCGCCUUCGCCAUCCUCAACACCUGGACCGCCCUCGCUGCGUCCAUCUCAGUCGCUUUGCCCUCGGGCGGUCCUAGUUCUGUCGUCUGGGGUCUCAUCGUGGCAGGUAUCUGCAACCUGUGUCUGGCCGCUUCGCUAGCCGAAUUCCUUUCCGCCUACCCGACUGCCGGGGGACAGUACCACUGGGCCGCCAUCGUCGCGUGGAAGAACUGGAGUAGGAGCAUCAGUUAUGCCACUGGUUGGAUCAACGUAAGCGGAUGGGUCGCGCUGACGGCCACGGGAGGCUUGCUAGGGAGCACGUUCAUCAUCAACAUCAUCUCGCUGCUGCACUCCGACUAUGAGACCAAGUCCUGGCAUCAAUUUCUGAUCUAUAUCGGGUUUACCUUCAUAGCCCUCUUCAUUAACGCCUUCUCGACGAGGCUAUUGCCCUUGUUCACCAAGGCCGCCUUCUUCUGGAGCCUGACAGGGUUCGUCGUCAUCAGCAUCACGAUAUUGGCGUGCGCGUCGCCAAACUACCAGAGCGGCGCCUUCGUCUAUGGUGAAUUUAUCAACGAGGUCGGAUGGCCAGAUGGCCUGUCAUGGCUGCUAGGGUUGCUGCAGGGCGCAUUUGCGCUCACUGGUUUCGAUGCCGUGGCUCACAUGAUCGAGGAGAUUCCGCAACCGCAUAUACGUGGCCCAAGGAUCAUGCUUUACUGCAUCGGUAUCGGGAUGGGAACAGGUUUCAUAUUUCUGUCUUGCCUGCUCUUUUGCGUUGACAACAUCGACAACGUGAUAGAAUCCAGCGCCGGGCCCCUGCUACAGAUUUUCAUGGACGCCACCAAAAGCCCCGCGGGCAGCGUAUGCUUGCUGAUGUUCCCUCUCGUAUGCAUGCUUUUCACCGCGACAACAUUAAUGACGACGAGCAGCCGGAUGUCAUACGCGUUUGCGCGAGACCGCGGGCUUCCGUUCAGCCAUAUCUUUGCGCAGGUUCAUCCGAAAUUAGAUGUGCCGCUAAACGCGCUGCUUUGGACGGCCGCCUGGGUCGUCGUGUUCGGGUGCAUCUUCCUCGGGUCAUCGAGCACCUUCAAUGCCAUCACGUCGGCAUCAGUCGUCGCACUCGGCGUGACGUACGCCAUCCCACCGUCCAUUAACGUGCUGCGAGGCCGCAGAAUGCUACCGGAGAAUCGCGCGUUCAAGUUGCCUGGCAUGGCGGGUUGGGUUAUGAACCUGGUCGGAAUAGCUUGGACAGUCCUGACGACUGUUCUAUUCGUCUUUCCGCCCGAGUUACCGGUUACGAGCGAGAACAUGAAUUACUGCGUCGUUGCAUUUGGUGUCAUCUUAAUCAUUGCCAUGCUCACAUGGAUCUUCGACGGUCGUAAGAAUUACACGGGGCCACAUGUCGACGUUGAAGGGCUAGAGAAGGGCAAGAUUGAGGGCGUGGAAGCAGUGCUAGAGCACGCAGCCGAGUCUGAUUCAAAGGCCGCAGCUUGAAUAAGUCUAGGUGCAGAGGUUCUAGAUAAGCGGGUCUCCUUACCUUCAAUGUUAGUAGGUUUAGAUGAAGCUGUACAUAGUCACACCAUUUUUUGUCAAUGCAAAGGCGUGGAAUCGUAUAAAAUGCACCGGUGAUCACAAUGGAACUAGGGGCUAUUUUCACAGCAGAGUAUGUAUGCUACACAUCAUAGGCAUCCCCAAUAUAUCUACUUGGGGUCCAAAUAGGUAGGAUCCUCCAAGGUGACGACAAGGACAACGAGGAGUAGCGUCGGAAUACACCUACGUAGGUAGUUAUAAGGUAUGUAGUUAUAAGAUAGAUAUGUAGAUAAACCUUGAAGUCAAAUGAGAC